This is a messenger RNA of Trypanosoma cruzi, 1680 nucleotides long. RefSeq lists its product as uncharacterized. NCBI's taxonomy places the organism in Eukaryota, Euglenozoa, Kinetoplastea, Trypanosomatida, Trypanosomatidae. The record is from RefSeq and is a predicted model, not a curated record. The transcript has a single exon. The coding region runs from base 1 to 1680 and encodes 559 amino acids.
AUGUUGGCUCUUGUUCCUCUUAAUUGCCUUUAUCUUUUUUGGGAGGAGGACGAAGGGAUUAUUUGGGGGGGGUUGGAAGAGACGGAAGGUGCAGAAGGGACGAACAUGGAGGAUGCUGUGACGCUUUCGGCGACGCUUAGACGCGCCUCUCCCCUGACACGGCGUCGAGCGCUGGUUAUUCUUUUUGCCCUCCGGGGUGUGGCAAAGAAGAGUGACAUGACACUCUCGCUGACGUCCAUCACCACUGCUCUUGAGUUCUCGAUGGCAGGGAGGCCAGCAAGAUUUUUGUUUGCCACGGGAGGUCACGCGUCUGUUCUCCGUAGUCACGACCGAGGUGGCACGUGGCGGAUUGCAUACAGAGUAAAAGGGACGAGCAAUGACCAUAUGGAAGAAGGAGUCCCACCCUCCGAUAAGAUGGUCACCAUGGAAGACAUCGCAAAGUUCUUACCAUCAUCUGAAUCCGCAAAGGGACAGAAGUGGUAUUUAGCCAGUGAGUGCUCCGCAACGGAGCUGAAGACGCAAAUAUCGCACGUCACGGCAUUGGACAGUAUGCUUGCUGUGUGUGGCAGUCGUGCAUUUCUGGCGGUUUCCGUUGAUAGGGGAAUGAGCUUUUUCUGUGUGAAAGAGGAGGAUAUUCAUUCUUUCAUAAAAGAUGAACCAAGUGCAUCCUGUGAGUCGUGGCAGAUUGAUGGAGUGGCUUUUUUGUCAGAUCAAUUGCUUAUGUUUUUUUCCAAGAACAGUUUGUUUUCAAUUGAGCUCAUUCACCAUCAUCAUAAGCAGCAGCAGCAGCAGUUUGGUGUUGUCGCUUUUGGUCGAGUCCGCCUAGUAAAAAAGUUUGCGGUCCCCGUUGGGUGCCUGAAAACAUUUUCUCAAAGUGGCAAAUUCAUGUGCGAAUUGUUUGUGUCGACAAAGGGGCUUUUACACUAUUCAUCAGAUGGGGGACAGUCUUUUCUCACCUUUCCGCAUAAAAUUGGUAUCAUCCGUGCUAUUGAGCCACUGGACAUUGUACUUCGGCGUCGUGAAGUGCCUCAGCUUCCGAACUUGUUGUUAACUCACAUGCAGUCCGCAGCAACAGAGGAGACAAAGAGCAUUAAAACAGGAAAAUACAUUUAUAGGGCCAUUUCCCGUCGUGAUUCUGUGGAAGAGAAAGACGAUGGUAAACAGAACGUGGUGGAUUCUGGUAACUGGGUGACGACGGGUGCUUUUCCUUACUGCUCGGAAAAUGUGCAUUAUCGGGUUUUUUUGGUGGGCGGAAUUGGAACAUCGAUACUGCCGUACGACUACACGGCCCUCUUAUUCAUUGCAGCGACAUUAAACGAUUCCAACGGCCGUAUUGGACUCCUUGGAUCCCUUGCGGAAAGCGUAGACUACAUCCCGUAUGUACGUUCAGGAGCCGCGGAACCCAUCUCCAUUGCCCUUUGCCGACGCCCAGGCUCCAAAGGAUGCGUGUUCGCACGAAGCAAUGCUUCUGGCGUCAGUUUAUCAAGCGAUAUGGGCCGGUCGUGGACAACUCCUACACAGGCGUAUACAGUGGCUGUUAUUGCUAUGGACGGUGGUGAAUUUGUGUGCUGCAACCGUCGAAACGUUGUGAGCAAUAUCCAUGGCGACAGCAGGGAAGUUCAUUCUAUACCAGCUGAUCUGCGCGUCCCUUACUUGACCGAUGCUGCCGUAAUGUUAUGA